Messenger RNA from Dictyostelium discoideum AX4, 1002 nucleotides. RefSeq lists its product as hypothetical. Lineage: Eukaryota; Evosea; Eumycetozoa; Dictyosteliales; Dictyosteliaceae. The annotation marks the transcript as partial. The transcript has 2 exons. The record is from RefSeq and is a predicted model, not a curated record.
AUGUCUUUGAAUAAUGGUUUAUUAGAGGAUUCGCUCAAUAAUAAUAAUAUUAAUAAUAAUAAUAAUAACAACAAUUAUUUUUCAGAAAAUAACAACAGCAAUAAUAGUAGUGGUAAUAAUGAAGAAGGCAGUUUUACUUUAGCGAAUAAUAAUAAUAAUAAUAAUAAUAUGAGUAGCCAAAAUAAUUCGCAAGACGGUAACCAACAACCAAAUGGUGCCAUCGAUUAUAAACAACAACAACAACACUACCAACAACAACAACAACAACAACAACAACAACAACAACAACAACAACAACAACAACAACAACAACAACAACAACAACAACAACAACAACAACAACAACAACAACAACAACAACAAGAUUACCAAAGAUCAAUGUCAUCACCUCAAGGUGUUGUAGAUGCAAAUUAUGCUCAGCAGCAGCAACAACAACAUCAUCAAAUGACUCAAGAUCAAAACAAAAAUCCAAGGAGUCCGAUGUCUCAACAAACACAAGAGAAUACAGGUGAUAAUAAUAAUAAUAAUAAUAAUAAUAAUAAUAAUAAUAAUAAUAAUGUAAUUGAGAAUAGAAGUCCAUAUUCACCAAUGUCAUCACAACAACAGGUUUAUAAUAACCCAAGAUCCCCAAAUAAUAUGAACCCUUUAUCACCAGUUCAACAGCAACAACAACAACAACAACAACAACAGCAACAGCAACAGCAACAGCAACAACAACACCAGCAACAACAACAGCUACAGCAACAACAACAGCUACAGCAGCAGCAACAACAACAACAACAACAAUUGAAUGCUGGUGAUGCGAUGUCCCCAAAACAGCAAAAUUAUAAUCCUUCUUCACCUGCUACAAAUAUUCAGCAAUCAUCACAACAACCACAACAACAACAAUAUAAUCCACAACAACAACAACAACAACAACAAUACCCAUAUAUACAACAAGGACAGGUUAUAUCAUCACCUCAACAAAACUAUGCACAAAAACAAUUGUCCCCUCAAUCAUUC